AUGAGCGGAACUCUGACAGCUAUUUCUGGUCUGAAAUAUUUCGAGAGCGGACGGGGAGUUCCCUUUGGGCUCUAUAUGUUUGGUCGACUCUUUCGUGUUGUUCCUGUCUAUCUGAUUACAAUUGCCUUUAACAUACUCUUUGCAUACCUGGGCUCAGGGCCGGCAUAUAAGUACUAUUAUAGCGAACAAAUAGCAAACUGUGACAGAAAUCUGUGGAAAAAUCUCAUUUUUAUCAGUAAUUGGGUCCCAUUUCCUGAAUCAUGUGCAUCAUCGACCUGGUUUAUGUCGGCUGAGAUGCAACUCUAUGUCCUAGCAUAUUUCGCAAUGCUACUAUUGGCAACCAAAUUAAAUUAUGGUCUCAUCUAUUCUUUGUGUUGGAUGGUUACGGGAAUGAUAAUACCCGGUGUGCUCACCGCUUAUUAUAAUAUAGCUCCUCCUAUAAUACGUACUAUCAAUGAAGGCAUAGCUAUAGAGGAAUAUAAAGCCCAUAUUAACCAUAGCUCCACUUAUUCUCAUUUGACUGAAUACUUCAUGGGAAUAAUGACCGGGUCCUGGCAGAAUGUUUAAAAUAUUCACAUACUUAUCGAGUAAACGAUUGAGUAAGUUAUGUUUUGGGGCCACCAUGGUUAACAUCGAGUUCAUUAGGUUUCAAUUAAUCACCGAAAGAGUCCACGUUAACAAAGUUCUCAAUUUGUUUGUGGUUGUCAAUUUAAUUGGUUAUGUAGUUUUAUCACUGAUCGCUGGUUUUCUUAUUCACAUAACCUUUGAGAAACCAUAUAAUAAUUUGUUUUCAAAUUGUUUGCAAAGUUAUAAAAGUGAUAAAACAAACAAAAAAGCAAAAUGAUAUAUAACCAAUGAUGGGCAAGGGGC
This is a messenger RNA of Oppiella nova, 870 nucleotides long. Lineage: Eukaryota; Metazoa; Arthropoda; Arachnida; Sarcoptiformes; Oppiidae. The record is from the annotation of a GenBank genome assembly.